GCCGGUGCGCCCUGCACUGGGCCAGGUUCCUGACCCGGUGGGGCGCGGUUGGCCAACCAAGGAAGGCUUGCUUCCUUCUGCCAAGGAGCCUUUCGGGGUCCUUUCGGUGCAGACUUAAGUUGCUUGUGGAAUUUCCUGGUUUCCUGAUGUAUGCCUUAGAAGACAGAUCUGUGUACAGGCUGAUGAAGAGAAUCUGUUACUUAGAAAAUGCCUUUUACAAGAAUGCUAUGAAGUAAGACGGUGCUAACAGUGUCCUGUGAUUCCUGCCACCUAAGAAAUAUUUCUCCCCAGCAGUCCCUGCCUGGCAUCAGCCCAGAUGCCUGACAUUGGCACGGUUUCCAUGUGAGCCAGAGCCCUGCACCAAGAGCAGAGCAGCCUGCCAGUUAUAUGAGUCUUCUCUUCCACUCACUCCAUUGGAAACCUCUUCUGGGCCUCUUUCAGAGACGAACUCACACUUGGAAGCUGGAAAAGCAGUUUACCCGACCCAGAAGACUGGGCUGUUUUGGGUUUUCCAGAUGUAUUAUCUUGUCUACAUACUUGAAACUCCCAUGAUUCACCUGAGGUGCAGAAUUGUACAGCUAUGUAGUCGAUGCAGAUAGGUGCAGAGCUGUGGGCUGUGGCCCCAUACAACUUUCCUGCCAUCGCAGAACUGAACUGAUGUCUCCUCCGCUAAAGCCAGGACAAAGCACCGAGUCAAGCCAUGCACAUCCUUCUUAUCAGUGGACUCUGCUGUGGAUUGUGACGCGGCCUGGUCUCUCUGCCAUCGAAGGGCAGCGCACUGUGCAGCCCAGAGUCUGAUGGCUGUGUGGACCAAAGUGAGCGAAGGCUGCGAUGACUGACCCUGGGGAAGAGAAAGCGUGCAGGAUGGCUCAGACGAGCUUGCUGCAGGGGAAGCCCUUCUAUUGUCGUGAGUGGGUUUUCCACCGGCUGCAGCACUGCCUCCAAGAGAAGACCAGCUGCUGCCAUGGUGCUGGCAACACCCCAGCCUCACCCGGGAAUUCCGGGAAUAAUGCUGGGGCUGCCCCUGCCAAGGGAGGCACCUGGGGUGUGCUUCUGGUCGGAGGGCCCGGCAGUGGCAAGACAGCCCUGUGCACGGAGCUACUGUGGCCCAGCUCGCCUAGUAGCACACAGCGAGGCCUGCACCGCCAGGCUCUGGCUUUCCACUUCUGCAAGGCCCAGGACACAGAGACUUUGUGUGUGGGAGGCUUCAUUCGUGGCCUGGUGGCUCAAAUCUGCCGCAGUGGCCUGCUGCCAGGGUAUGAGGACAAACUAAGGGACCCAGCAGUGCAGAGUCUGCUGCAGCCUGGAGAGUGUGAGAGAAACCCCGCCGAAGCCUUUAAAAGGUGCGUUCUGCUGCCGCUCCUGGGCAUAAAACCCCCACCACAGAGCCUAUUUGUGCUGGUGGACUCAGUGGAUGAGGGCUGCGGUGUGGCCGAGGGUGAUCACGUGGCAACCAGCUUCUCUGGAACCAUUGCUGAGCUGCUCGCCUCCCACCAUGACUUCUUCCCCCCAUGGCUGCUGCUACUCUGCUCAGCCCGCAAGCAGAGCAAGGCUGUGACCAAGCUGUUCCCUGGUUUCCGGAAAAUCAGCCUUGAUGACCUCCGGAAAGCUUACAUUGUGAAGGACGUGCAGCAGUACAUUCUGCACCGCCUGGACCAAGAGGAGGCUCUGCGCCAGCACCUCACCAAGGAGACUGCAGAGAUGCUUAACCAGCUGCACAUUAAGAGCAGUGGCUGCUUCCUCUACCUGGAGCAGGUUCUGGAUGGGGUCGUGGAGAGCUUCAUCAUGCUCAGAGAAAUCCGAGACAUCCCAGGCACGCUCAAUGGACUUUAUCUCUGGCUGUGCCAAAGACUCUUCGUGAGAAAACAGUUUGCAAAGGUCCAGCCCAUUUUGAAUGUGAUUCUGGCAGCUUGUCGACCUUUGACUGUGAUGGAAUUGUACCAUGCAGUAUGGACCAAAAAUAUGUCCCUCACUUUGGAAGACUUCCAACGCAAGCUAGAUGUCCUCUCCAAGCUUCUGGUUGAUGGCCUUGGCAGCACGAAGAUCCUGUUUCACUAUAGCUUUGCUGAGUGGCUGCUGGACGUGAAACACUGCACCCAGAAGUACCUGUGCAAUGCUGCAGAGGGGCACCGCAUGCUGGCCAUGAGCUACACCUGCCAAGCCCGGCACCUCUCAGCUGCACAAGCUCAGGAGUUUGCCCUGCACUUGGUCAACUCCAACCUGCAGCUGGAGCCUGCUGAGCUGGCGCUCUGGAUGAUCUGGAAUGGCACACCGGUCCAUGAUGCCCUCUGUACCCUAAUCCCCAAAGAGCAGGAGGUCCUGCAGCUGCUAGUGAAGGCUGGUGCGCACGUCAGCAGCGGGGACGAGCGUGCAGCCGGCAUUGUACGGCAGGCCCUGGAGAGGGAGGACUCUAUCCGGACCUUGUUGGACAAUGGCGCAUCUGUCAACCAGCGCGACUCCAACGGGAGGGCACUACUAGCCAAUGCUGCCUAUAGCGGCAGCUUGGAUGUCGUCAACCUCCUGAUCUCGCGGGGCGCUGACCUGGAGGUAGAAGAUACUCAUGGGCACACACCACUGACACUGGCUGCGAGGCAGGGACACACCAAGGUAGUGAACUGUUUGAUCGGGUGCGGCGCCAACAUUAACCACACUGACCAGGAUGGCUGGACGGCACUGCGGUCCGCUGCCUGGGGUGGCCACACUGAGGUUGUCUCCGCCUUGCUCUACGCUGGUGUCAAAGUGGACUGCGCAGAUGCUGACAGCCGCACCGCUCUGAGAGCGGCGGCCUGGGGAGGCCAUGAGGACAUCGUGCUGAACCUGCUGCAGCACGGUGCGGAGGUUAACAAAGCUGACAAUGAGGGCAGGACGGCACUGAUUGCAGCCGCCUACAUGGGCCACCGCGAGAUCGUGGAGCACCUGCUGGAGCAUGGUGCCGAGGCCAACCAUGAGGAUGUGGACGGCAGGACAGCCCUCUCUGUGGCUGCUCUGUGUGUGCCUGCCAGCAAGGGCCAUGCCUCCGUCGUAAGUCUUCUGAUCGACCGAGGGGCCGAGGUGGACCACUGUGACAAAGAUGGCAUGACUCCACUGCUGGUAGCCGCCUAUGAGGGCCACGUGGAUGUGGUGGACCUGCUACUUGAGGGAGGUGCCGACGUGGAUCACACCGAUCACAAUGGGCGCACACCCCUGCUGGCAGCAGCCUCCAUGGGCCAUGCCUCAGUGGUGAACACCCUGCUGUUCUGGGGCGCCGCUGUGGACAGUAUCGACAGCGAGGGCCGCACGGUACUCAGCAUUGCCUCGGCACAGGGCAACGUGGAGGUGGUGCGCACACUGCUGGACCGGGGGCUAGACGAGAACCACCGUGAUGACGCAGGCUGGACUCCACUGCAUAUGGCAGCGUUCGAGGGCCACAGGCUUAUCUGCGAGGCACUCCUGGAGCAGGGCGCUCGCCCCAAUGAGAUGGACAAUGACGGCCGCAUCCCCUUUAUCCUAGCCGCCCAAGAGGGUCACUAUGAUUGUGUGCAAGUCCUGCUGGAGAGCAAGUCUGCCAUCGACCAUCGGGGCUACGAUGGCCGGAACGCCCUUCGGGUGGCAGCCCUUGAGGGGCACCGCGACAUAGUGGAGCUUCUCCUGAGUCAUGGCUCUGAUGUUGACUAUAAAGACGCUGAUGGCCGGCCUACACUCUACAUACUGGCACUGGAGAACCAGUUGGCAAUGGCUGAGUACUUCCUGGAGAACGGUGCCGAUGCCGAGGCCAGCGAUGCAGAAGGAAGAACCGCACUGCACGUCUCCUGUUGGCAGGGCCACCUGGAUAUGGUGCGGGUGCUCCUGGGCCACCAGGCUGAUGUAAAUGCUGCUGACAGCGAGAAGCGGUCAGCCCUGCAGUCAGCAGCCUGGCAGGGUCACGGAAAGGUGGUACGGCUGCUGCUGGAGCGUGGUGCUGGUGUGGAUCACACCUGCAACCAGGGUGCCACUGCGCUCUGCAUCGCUGCCCAGGAGGGCCAUCUGGAUGUUGUGCAGGUGCUUCUGGAGCGGGGUGCUGACCCCAACCAUGCUGACCAGUUUGGCCGCACGGCCAUGCGUGUGGCAGCCAAAAAUGGCCAUUCGCAGAUCAUGAAGCUCCUAGAGAAGUAUGGUGCUUCAAGUCUCAAUGGCUGCUCCCCCUCACCUGUGCACACCAUGGAGCAAAAGCCGCUCCCGGCAGCCUCAGCCAGGGGCCAAGCACUGACCAGCAAGUCUAGCAGCUCAGGGAGCACUGGUGGAGGUGAUGCCCCACCCUCCCUACGUGGCCUGCCCAGUGGCCCGGCCCAUGCCUUCAGUUCCCCAUCAGAGUCACCUGACUCCACUGUAGAGCGCCACAAGUCUUCACUGUCCAACAACUCGCUUAAGAGCUCACAGAACUCUUCCCUGCGGACCACAUCCUCCACAGCCACAGCACAGACAGUGCCUAUGGACAGCAUGCCCGGCCUGUCCUUUACCGAGCAGAUCCAGCAGCACUCCCUACCACGCUCACGCAGCCGCCAGUCCAUCGUGUCCCCCUCCUCCACCACACAAUCCCUGGGCCCCGGUCACCGCUCCCCCAGCAGUGAAUUUGAGUGGAGCCAAGUCAAGCCCAGCCUGAAAUCCACCAAAAGCAAAGGUGGGAGAGCAGAUGGCACGGGCAAGACAGGCUCGGCAGGCAAAAAGACCAAAGCCAGCCACACAGCACAGCCAAAGGUGCUGGAGUAUGAAAUGACUCCCCUCGAUGCCAGGGGCCUCCCUGCCCAAACUGGGAGUGGGGGCCCCCCAAGAAUGGCUCCCUCUGAGCCUCCUUGCCAGGUGGUCAUCCCACCUAGCCCACAGGAUGUGGGGCGCUCUCAGCAGCAGCUGCUCAUCCAGCAGCAGAGUGGGGAACAGAAGAAGAGAAAUGGCAUUAUGACCAACCCCAACUACCACCUGCAGAGCACUCAAGUGUUCCUGGGACGUGUGUCUGUCCCCCGCACAGUGCCAGACCGGGGACGGCAGGAGGUACCUGAAGGUUUCCCUCCCUCUGACACCGAGCUCAGCCUGAAGCAGGCGCUGAAGCUGCAGCUUGACAGCUCUGACCCCAGUUUCAGCUACAAGAAGGAGACACCUUUGUGAGGUAAUUUUUCGCUCACCCCAUGGAGCAGAGACUUGGAAGGCACUCUUCUCACCACACAUGCAGUCCCUGGACCCCUUCCACUCAGCCAUUUAUACUCCUGUCCACUCACCUGCCUGCGUCCCUUCCACUGU
Molecule: messenger RNA, 5250 nt
Organism: Suncus etruscus (white-toothed pygmy shrew)
Lineage: Eukaryota; Metazoa; Chordata; Mammalia; Eulipotyphla; Soricidae
Gene: ANKRD50
Product: ankyrin repeat domain containing 50
Exons: 5
Coding region: 832-5118 (1428 amino acids)
Molecular function (GO): protein binding
Source: RefSeq, a predicted model, not a curated record